Molecule: messenger RNA, 202 nt
Organism: Racocetra persica
Lineage: Eukaryota; Fungi; Glomeromycota; Glomeromycetes; Diversisporales; Gigasporaceae
Source: the annotation of a GenBank genome assembly
AUGGCUAAGAAUAAGAAACUAAAAACUGAUUUAGCCGUAUGGGAUGAGACUUUGGGAGAUAGUUAUAAUAAUGAUCAGCAAAAUAUUUAUGAUGAGGAAGUAAUUGGUUUGCCUUUAACUACUGAGGAAGUUAUUAAAGGGGAAGUGCAAUCUUUUGAGAUUCCCAUUAGGGCUAAUAAAGAAACGGGUUUGGAUGUGGAUA